This is a messenger RNA of Arctia plantaginis, 687 nucleotides long. The record is from the annotation of a GenBank genome assembly. NCBI's taxonomy places the organism in Eukaryota, Metazoa, Arthropoda, Insecta, Lepidoptera, Erebidae.
AUGGCGUUGUACAACGACGUAACAAAACUGUCUGGGAAGAACAACUUGGAGACUUGGAAGUUCGAAACAAGCAUAGUAUUAAAAGGCCUAGGAUUGUUCGAUAUUGUAUCUGGAAAAUCACUAGAACCAAAAGAAGAUAAGGCACUGGCCACAUGGCUGAAAUAUGAUGCCAAAUCCCAGUCUGUUAUAGUGACGCGCAUGGAGUCAGGGCCGCAAAUUCACCUACCAUUAUGCGAUGGUGGUGGUGGAUGAAAGAAAAACGAUAAUAAAAAUAAGCCUGAAGAAACCAUAGCUCUAGUAGCAGGUGAAGAAUUUAAAGAUAGUGACUGUUGGUAUAUGGAUAGUGACUGUACUCAUCAUAUGUGUAAAGAUAUACAAUAUCUUGAAAACUAUGAGAAGACUAAUCAUGUCAGCUUGGUGCAAGUGGGGGAUGGAGCUAAAGUUCAUGUCAUGGGUGUAGGAAACAUAAAAAUGAAAGCAUUUAAUUCCAAAGAUUGGUCACUAGUAAACCUUGAAAAUGUACUUCACGUUCCUGAUAUGAGAGCAAACCUAUUUUCUGUCACAUCAGCUUUGGACAAAGGACUUAACAUGAUUUCCACUAGUGAUGAAACCAAGUUCUUGAAAAACAAUAAAUGUAUAGUGAUAGCUAAACGCAAAGGAAAGUUGUUUAAAAUGAUUUUUUGGUAA